GAUUGAACAGCUCAGUCUACUUGACUUGAACCCUCCUCUUUUCAACUUCCCACCCGCCCUCGCACUCGGCCCGGUCAUGCAUGGAGGCCAUGGCAGUCGGUGGUACUAAUUUGCCUCCCGUCACCUUUCCCGCUGCGAAGAUCACCGUCGGUGCGUGGGCUUUAGAGGCUGUCGUCCCCUUUCUUUCCCCCCUAAACCUAUCCCGACUAAUCCUCCGAUCGACGAACUCCCCGUCCGCCCUUGCCUUUGUCCCGAUUAAAUAACCAACAGAACAGCAGCUCCAGUCGCCCGAGCAAGCUCCUUUCUGGCUUUUUAUCCGAAUUGGUCCAGUAUAUUGCCGUUCUCGCCGUUCUCGUCCUUCCUGUCCGCCGGCCGUCUGGAGCUCCCUGCCACCACCGAUCCGCUCUCGAUCUGAAUAACACCCGUGCCUCCCUCCGAUCCCUGUCGCCCUCCCUAGCAAGAAAAUGAGCAUCUUGCUGCCCUACCAACCGGCGGAUAAUACAGCGCAUUCGCUUUCGGCCACUACCAGCCCUUCGAAGACCAAUGACCUCCCCCGACUAUCUCCCUCCCCUUCCAUCCUCCACAGACGAUCCCCGAGUAGCUCAGGGAACUCGGCGCGCCGUCGCUCGCUGGGCAAUGGCUCGGCCGCUCUGUACCCCAAGUCCCAGCGGUGCAAGUCGCAGUACCCCCAGGACUCUUCCGAGCGCCAUGUCGAGUACAUCCUUGUGGCGUCCUUCCACAUUGACCGCGGCCCCAUAAUGGAGCACCAGUACCCGGCUGCGAUCAGUGGCGACGAGAGCAUGUUGGCGGAGCUGAUGCUUCCCGAUCAGACACACGUCCGGAGCCAGGACUGGACUAUCUUCUUCUUACACAAAGAUACGAGCACCGAUGAGAAUGAUGACGAUUCAAGUACCGGCAAGAAGAAGAAAAAGAAGUCCCGGGCAGAGGGUGUGGGGACCGGAGAUAGUGACAGCGAGGAUGCGGACGGGUCGGCCGAGGAGGAGAGUGACGACGAGGAAGAGGGCGGCGAGGGGCCACCCUUGAUGUAUGUGCUCAACCUGGUGAAUACAAAGCAAGAUAAUACAGUGAAGCGAGGUGCGGUGGUCAAGGCCAUGGCGAUUUGUACACGACAUUCUUUCCUUCAUAUAUAUAAACCUUUACUUCUUCUUGCCCUGGAAGACUAUUUCAAGAAUCCCUACCCCGAAACCCUAGCGACACUCUACAACUCCCUCAACGCCAUGGAUCUAUCAUUACUACCAAAACUGUCUCUCCUGGAACGGCUGAUUCUACAGGCGAGCAACAGCAAAGAUAUAUUCAUUGAGAAGUUUGAGCAGAUGAUCCGGCAGCGACAAAUCGAAGCAGGCGAGCCCUUCGAUGAUGAGUGCCCGCCAUCACCCAAGAGAGCCGCCCCCCCUCGAUACACAUUACCCCGCGACACUCACGAGUUCGAGUCAAAGAUUGUCUACAAUGAUAUUCCCAUCCCGGUGAAGGUACCGACUGUAAUCUGGCCAGAAAUAGUGGGCGACUUUUCCCUUAUUAAACUCAUCCAAAUAUUCUCCGCACCGCAUUCGACCUCCCCGCAGCCCUUCCCUAUCCAUUCUCAUCUCACCACCAGCGGGCCUUUUACCCAUCCGAUAAUUAUACUUAUCAACGCGAUGUUAACCCAAAAGCGCGUGAUCUUCCUGGGUCACAACCGUCCGUCAGGGGAAGUGGCGGAGGCGGUGUUGGCGGCUUGUGCACUUGCGUCAGGUGGUAUUCUGCGCGGUUUUACAAGACAUGCUUUUCCUUACACCGAUCUGACGAAGAUCGAUGAUCUCCUCCGGGUGCCGGGAUUUAUUGCCGGAGUGACCAAUCCCACAUUUGCCAACCAUCCAGAGUGGUGGGACGUUCUCUGCGACCUACCCACAGGUCGGAUAAAGAUCAGCAGCCAUAUUGAGCCCGCGCCUGUUACCGAAGGGCUCUUGUAUUUCCAGCAGCAAGCUUCCCUGCACCACCACCACAUGUCGAAUGCCAACACCGACCCUAGCGGGGAUAAUAUAUUCAUGGAAGAGGUGCAGCGCAGCAUCACCAACCGGUACGGUGAAAAUGCCAUUCGCGCCAAGUGGCGUGCCUAUAUCACCAAAUUCACCCGGGUGGCUGCCGCCUUUGAAGAGACCGUCUACGGGGCGUCGAACCUAUAUGUGAUAGGUCCCAACGAAGAACUAUCUCCGGAAAGUCCGAGUGGUCUCCAGGCGGAUCCCCUCGAUCCCACAACGCUCCGAGGACACGGCUACGUAUGGCCGGACGAGGGGGCUAAACAGCGCGAGCUGCUGGCGUCGGUGUCGAGGAUCGAGGGCUGGCGGACAACGCGGUCGUAUUAUUCGUUCAUCCAGGACAUCGCGGCGAUGUACUACCCGUCACGGCCGAUCCAAAAGCCCGACCUGCACCACCACCACGACCGGCUUCGGGCAUUGAGGCUCCCCCCAGCGGAAGCGGGGGCCAUCUAUAUCUCAUUCGCACACGCGGUUAAAGAUUAUGCUGGCAUCUGCCAGCUCUUGACCGUAACGCCGGAGAACCAAGCGGGGCUCUUCUACAUCAGCAUGGGAUUAUUCCACCCACACCAGCCGGUCCGCGAGGCGACAGUGGAGCUCCUAGACCGAAUCGCCGCGCACCCGGCGGGCCGCCACUUCUGGGCGCAGCUCAAUCGAUUCGCGAAGCUGGCGUUCUUCCGCACCAAGCGCGAGAAAGACGGGUCGCCGCAGAGCCCGGCGCUCGGGAUGGGGCCAGAAUCUUUCGGGCCGCAAAGCUUGGUGGGCGUGGCCCUCGGCGACGGUUUCCGAAAGAGCUGAUGCACACAUGUCUACCUCUCUUCCUUAUCCUUACUCACGAACGAUACCCUGUAUCAUCCACUCCCAUAACGACUGUGACAUGCUGACAACAUUGUUUCUACCAUCUCUUUUGCAUCUGUUUGAUAUUUACAUUUGCCCCACGGGGCUGGAUAUACCUCACAUGUUCUGUUUGUAGGCUGGAUAUAGUACCUUCUGCACAACGAAACGCAGCAUAUGGGUCUGACAAGCCACGCCUUCCUUUUUUUUUUAUCAUUCUUGUUUAUAUUGCCGACUUAGACGUCUGCUGGCGCUCUGGCAUGGCAGUGGAAAUGCCAGUUAGAUUGGAUGAGUCAAAGUGCGCUAUAUUAAUAUGCAG
Molecule: messenger RNA, 3183 nt
Organism: Aspergillus heteromorphus CBS 117.55
Lineage: Eukaryota; Fungi; Ascomycota; Eurotiomycetes; Eurotiales; Aspergillaceae
Product: AFI1/MesA family protein
Exons: 3
Coding region: 465-2828 (787 amino acids)
Biological process (GO): actin cortical patch localization
Cellular component (GO): plasma membrane
Source: RefSeq, a predicted model, not a curated record